Messenger RNA from Drosophila kikkawai, 2163 nucleotides. Lineage: Eukaryota; Metazoa; Arthropoda; Insecta; Diptera; Drosophilidae. The record is from RefSeq and is a predicted model, not a curated record.
UAACCAAAUGUUAUAUUAUUAUCAACCCAGUUACAUUGCUCUUCCAAUAUAAAACAAUUUGCCCCCGUUUUAUGUUUUAAAAGCCAUGUUUGACGUGUCAGCUUGGGGACCUCUUUGCCCACCUCUCCAGAGAUUCUAAAAAAUAGUUCUAUUUGGAGUUUGGAAACCUAAAAAUGCUGAUUUAUUUGAUGCGAACGUGUGUGCCAGGGUCUAUCUCCAUCGCCAGCCAGAGAGACAGCUGUAAAUGUCGAACGAGACUUUUGACACGCAGACCCGGACACGACCCACGACAUUUUCUGUACUUCAAGAAAGCAAAAAAUAUACAAAACGAAAAAAAAAAAUACAAAAAACAACGGACAGCAGACCGUAGGAAGCGUGAAAUAUGAAAUGGGUAAUGGGUAAUGGUCACAGGGUUUUGGGUGUCGCCAGAAUCUGAGUGGAGGAGGCUUCUUCGCCUUCGCCUUCGCCUUGGCGUUUCAACUUGGACUGCGCCUGCGGCAUCGAUUGUCACGUUUGCAACAAAUGGCGCAUGGAACGCAAAGUGCAAAUGUAAUUCGAGUAUUUUACUUAAUUUCAUGUUACGUGCACAAUCGGCCAAAUCGCAAAAGCAGAAAGCACUAGCAAGAAGCUGAAGCGAAAAACCUUUUGGCUCGAAACUCCAAUUCCCGUGGCAGCUCUUUUUUUGGGUUUUGACACUGUCAUGGCCAAGGAUUGCAAUUGGAAAGUGCCAGCCUGGCAGCACUUGCAUUUCGCCAACAGCGACACCUUUUCCCAUUCGGUGGCAAACGCAUUUAUUAGCAUUUUUAUAUGACAUCAAAAUUUAUUUGACAAUUUUUCGAGUUUUCGCUAAAGGCGAGAGUUUUAAUUAAGCUUGAGAAUAGAGAGAGAGGUGAGUUUGUUCUGUAUUCUUUUUUGGCUAGAGUGCUGCCACUGGGAUUAAGCUCGGGGGAGAGAGGAGGUGGCAAGAAAACUUUUAUAAUUUUACUUAGCUCACUUUUUGUGGCUGGCUAGAUGGCUAGAUGGCUCUCUAUCCUUUGUUGUCGCCCGUCGUCGCCUAGGAAAGUUGCAUUCAAAAUUGCAAUUUUAUAUGCGCAACGAAAAAUGUCCCUCCUUUUCAAGUUUCGAAACAAUUUUCGACAGCCUUGACGGAUCAUUGAAUGGAUAAGUCCAGAGUUUGAGGAGGAGGUGGAGGUGGAGGAGGAGGCGGAUUUUGUGACAGGAAAUUUCAAAGUGCAAUUAGGAGUUUCAAUUGUUUUAAAUAUUCCAAGGAAUCGAUUAAGCGGCAAAUCAAUUUUACAGGAUUUUCUUUUGUAAGAGGAAAACUUAAAAGACAAUCAGAAAAACAAGAAAAGGAAAUGUCUCCAACCCAAAAGUUUGCCAUUGAAUCGAAAAUCAAUCAUUAUCAAGUUGAAAUAUAUACUUUUCAGGGCAAAAAGUAGGCUUCGACUUUCUCAAGUUUCUCAAAACUAAAUAAUCUUUCUACAAAAAAUGUCUGACUUUAUAUUCAAGAUCCUAAUUGUGGGGGACAUGGGUGUGGGCAAGUCCUCUCUCUUUGAUCGCUACUUGGAGGAUCGUUUCAAUCGAAUUUAUUGCCCCACCGUGGGCAUUGAGUUCAGUGUAUCCCACUUGGUGGUCUCUGGCAAGAAGAUUCAUCUACAAAUCUCUGAUGCCCCCGGCGAGGAACGUUACCAUGACAUGCUCCGGCAUUAUUAUCGCAAUUCGCAUGGUGUAAUCAUCGUGUACGAUACCACGUCUCUUGGUAGCUUCCGCAAUGUGAGCAACUGGCUAAAGGAACUGGGGGAAUUCUGUUCGAAGGGGGUCAACCUGAUGCUGGUGGGCACUAAAAGCGAUGAGCUGGAGAAGCGUCAGGUGACCCAGGAGAAGGCAGCCAGGUAUAUGGAGCUCUAUGGUCUCUCCUUCUACGAGGCAUCGGCCAAGAGUGGCGUUAAUGUGAAGAAUAUCUUUGAAUCCUUGGCCAGGGAGUGUUACAACAGGCAGAUGCUACAGCUUCUUUCUUUACCAGUAGCAAAGGUGGAUGAUGGAGAUGGAGAGGAGAGUCAGGAUCAAUAGGACAAGGAUAUGUUACUUUCUUUUAAAAUAUUUUUAUAAUUAUUGUUUUGUUUUAACUGAAUAUAUAAGCUUACCAAGUAGUUUUCCCAACUA